AGCUUUUGAACACGUUCGGUUUGUUUUCUCAUAGUUCGAUCCCCCGCCGGCCUUCACGAUCUCCGCUUGCCAUGGCCGCGCCCGAGCCCUUCCGGAUUCACGUGUCCGACGACGACCUCACGGACCUGCGACAGCGCCUGCAGCGCGCGCGGGUGCCGGACCAAGUCGGUGCAGGACAAAGCGAUCCCAAUGGUGCAUGGGCGUAUGGAACUGACAAGGCCGCACUGCAAGAUUACGUGUCUCACUGGCUCACGAAGUUCGAUUGGCGGCAGCAGGAGGCCAAGCUGAAUGCGGUGCCCCAGUUCACCUUGCAGGUGAAUGGCCUGAAGACCCACUUCAUCCACCAACGCUCAAAGGACACGGCGGCCAUUCCGCUGCUGCUGGUGCACGGCUGGCCGGGCUCCUUCGUGGAGUUCAUGAAGCUUCUGCCCCUGCUGAAGAAGUUCCACGUCGUGGCGCCCAGCAUCCCUGGCUACGGCUUCAGCGAGGCGCCCAAAGAGCCCGGGGCUUCAGUGGUUUUCAUGGCGGAGCAGCUGACAGAGCUGAUGCGCUUGUUAGGCUAUACCCAUUAUGUGGCACAGGGCGGCGACUGGGGUUCCAUCAUCACCACGCAGGUGGCUGGGAGGUAUCCUGAACGCUGUGUGGCCCUCCACCUGAACAUGUGUGCAGCCAUCCCAUCGACCAUUUCCGAUUUCGUUCAGGUCGCGUUGACCAUGCCCUCAUGGAGCAAGGAGGAGUGGGAUGCAGUGCGGCGAACCCAGUACUUUAUGAAGUAUGAGACGGGAUACCAGAAGAUCCAGGGCACGAAGCCUCAAACCUUAGGCUAUGGCCUGAACGACAGCCCUGUGGGCUUGUUGGCUUGGAUCCUGGAGAAGUUCCAAAGCUGGAGCGACAGCCAUGGGCAGCGGCCGGACGCACCAGGGGGCAGCGGCCUCACGAUGGACGAGAUUUUGACGAAUGUGAUGAUCUACUGGAGCAGCCAGAGCAUUACCUCCAGCUGUCGGCUUUAUUACGAGACUUUGGGGCUCCACCCCAGCCACAAGGAACCUUUGCAGCUACAGCCUGGUGGCCUUCUUGGCGGAAAGGGGGAGGUCUUUCCUCGAGACUUUCAACCGCCUCGACGUCGAGAUGGAUCACGGUCGAGACUUCUGGAUUGCUUUGGUCGAUCCUUCAGAAGUUACGUGGCAGUGCCCACAGGCGUGAUUUGGUCCAAGGCUGAGAUUAUCAAGGUGCCACGCAAGGUGGCUGAGCUGCGUUACAACAUCAAGCACUGGUACGCUCCACCCAAAGGUGGUCACUUCUUUGCGUUUGAGCAGCCUGAGCUGAUGGCCAAGGAUUUGAACCACUUCUUUUUUGAGGUCAUCGACUUUCCAACCUGUGUGCAAACUGCCCCUGCUCGCAGCAGCACUAGCCAGAUGCCGUUGUUGGGUGCGACUGCAAUGGUAGCACUGCUGGUGGCAGCAGUGGCUUUGAGACUGAGACGGAGUCGAUUGUAGGAUUCGAGCUGUGUGGCCCAGUGUAUAUAGCAUUAUAUAUGUCAUAUAGCUCUCAGGAUGGGGGUUGAACGGUUGAAGCAGCU
Durusdinium trenchii is the source of this 1579-nucleotide messenger RNA. NCBI's taxonomy places the organism in Eukaryota, Dinophyceae, Suessiales, Symbiodiniaceae. The record is from the annotation of a GenBank genome assembly.